GAAGUGAGAAAUCUACCACAAAAAAUAAAGAAAAGUGUGUAUUGUAUGUAUUAUCCACAACAAAAGACGUGAGAGUGAGAAAGGAGAAGAAAAAAAUGGCGAACUUAGCAACAGCCUCUGUUCAACUCUCAAACCCGUUUCCACUUUCUUCUUCCUCCAAAUCUCUUCUACGCAGACCCUUCCUUCUCUUCACCACACGAGCCACCGAACCUCAAACACCACCCUCCGAUUCGGAUCCAUCCGAACCCACCGCCACCGGAGAAGACUUCGACGACCGCAUUAACCAACUGCGUAUUCGUUACAAGAGAGGCACCGGCAAGAAAGCAGAAAUCCGAAAAAGCAAAAAAUCUAAUAAGGCUGCAUCGGGGUCGGGACCGGGUUCCGGCGUGUAUCUUCCGCCGGUGCCGCUGAAAGAACCGGUUUCCGGUGGGUUGAAGGUGGAGUUAGGGUUUAGCAGAUACAGCGAGAGAUUGAAUGGUCGAAUUGCGUUACUUGGAUUAACGGCACUGUUGUUGGUGGAGCUUGCAACUGGGAAAGGUGUUAUCAAUUAUCACACACCUGGGACUGUCAUUAUUCAGUUAUAUUUUAUGGCUUCUGUUACUGCUAUUUAUGUUAAGCUUGAAAAAGAGAAAAUCAGUGUUUGGCCUGAUAAUUCUUCUUCAAAUAAUUAAUUAAUGUUUGUGCAUUUUCAAUUCAAUAACUAUGUUACUUUACUUGUUAAUUAAUUAAUUAAUUUUGUUUUUGUUGAGCUUCAAUUUGUACCAUACUACAAUGAAAAUAUAUACCCCAUUGUUUGUAUUUGCUUUCUAA
Medicago truncatula (barrel medic) is the source of this 810-nucleotide messenger RNA. RefSeq lists its product as uncharacterized. Bases 96 to 671 code for a protein of 191 amino acids. The transcript has a single exon. NCBI's taxonomy places the organism in Eukaryota, Viridiplantae, Streptophyta, Magnoliopsida, Fabales, Fabaceae. The record is from RefSeq and is a predicted model, not a curated record.